Triticum urartu is the source of this 2684-nucleotide messenger RNA. RefSeq lists its product as uncharacterized. NCBI's taxonomy places the organism in Eukaryota, Viridiplantae, Streptophyta, Magnoliopsida, Poales, Poaceae. Gene Ontology annotation, molecular function: hydrolase activity, acting on carbon-nitrogen (but not peptide) bonds, in linear amides. The record is from RefSeq and is a predicted model, not a curated record.
GCAGGUGGAGCUUACAAAGGAUGAAGCACUGAAGCUGGCAUAACAACAAAACAUGGCUCCUCUGACUCCCAGGCUUGUGGUGCCCGUCGAUGUGAAGAAGACGCCAUGGGAGCAGGAGGUUCAACUCCACAACCGCUGGCAUCCGGACAUCCCUCCCGUCGCCGAUGUGACCGAGGGGGAGUUGUUCCGUGUUGAGAUGGUCGAUUGGACCGGAGGACAGGUCAGAGACGAUGACUCCGCAGAUGACAUCAAAUCUCUGGAUCUCACCACUCCUCACUAUCUCAGUGGCCCACUUAGGGUAGUUGAUGCUGAGGGGGUUCCAGCUUCACCCGGCGAUCUUCUCGCGGUGGAGAUCUGCAACCUCGGCCCGCUUCCCGGCGAUGAGUGGGGUUAUACCGGCAUAUUCGAAAGGGAGAAUGGGGGCGGGUUCUUGACCGACCACUUCCCAAGUGCAAGAAAAGCCAUUUGGUAUUUCGAAGGGAUUUACGCACACUCCCCUCAGAUACCAGGUGUUCGGUUUCCGGGGUUAACUCAUCCUGGUAUAGUGGGAACUGCACCGUCGGCCGAGCUUCUCAAUAUAUGGAACCAAAGGGAAAGGGAAUUGGUCGAUACGGGCCACGAGUCUCUGAAACUGUGUGAAGUUCUACACCAGAGACCCCUUGCUAACUUACCAACCUCCCACAGCUGCUUACUUGGGAAGAUCCAAGAAGGGACUCCUGAGUGGCAAAGGAUUGCAAAUGAAGCAGCAAGGACCAUUCCUGGAAGAGAGAAUGGGGGAAACUGUGACAUAAAGAAUCUAAGCAGAGGUUCCAAAGUUUAUCUGCCAGUAUUUGUUGAAGGAGCAAAUUUGAGUACCGGUGAUAUGCACUUCUCCCAAGGUGAUGGUGAAGUCUCAUUUUGCGGAGCGAUAGAAAUGAGUGGAUUCCUUGAGCUAAAGUGUGAGAUCAUAAGAGGUGGCAUGAAGGAGUACUUGACUCCUGUUGGUCCAACAGCACUUCAUGUGAACCCUAUCUUCGAGAUAGGCCCGGUGGAGCCGCGCUUCUCGGAAUGGUUAGUCUUCGAGGGCAUCAGCGUCGAUGAGUCGGGGAAGCAGCAUUUCCUUGAUGCAUCAGUUGCCUACAAGCGUGCAGUUCUCAAUGCCAUUGAAUACCUUUCCAAGUUUGGGUACUCCAAGGAGCAGGUCUAUCUUUUGUUGUCAUGUUGUCCAUGUGAGGGUAGGAUAUCUGGAAUAGUAGAUGCCCCUAACGCAGUGGCGACACUUGCCAUCCCGACAGCGAUAUUCGACCAGGAUAUAAGGCCAAAACGCCUGGGGCAUGGACCAAAACUGAGGAGACUUCCGGAUGUUCUGAGAUGAACAUACAGUGGACCAUAUAUGCAGUGGAGCACAAGACCAAAGCGGUACAAGGACACCAUGGCAUCAAUCAAACGUCUAAAAAUAAUGCGCGAUCAUGUUUACACAAUCUCUUAUAAUAAAUCUGAGUAACCAUCUUUAUUAUUUCAAGAGAAAAGUAUAAUUUUCGUCCCUCAAUUUUUUGUGAAGUCUAGAUUUUGUCCCUCAACUUCAAAACCGAACAACUUGCAUCCCCAGCUACCGAAACCGGACAAGGUUCGUCCCUAGACUCGAUUUUGACCGGUUUUUGGUGUUGACUCGCCCCGGUUUUGACCGGUGCUCACUCAUAUUCCUGUAAUUUUUUUAUAUCCGUGAACUAUUUGAAAUUCACAUACACUUUUCAACUCCGCAUAGUUUUUUCAAGGUCACGUAUUUUUUAAAAAAUAAACAUAAUUUUUUUCAAAUCAGCGAACUAUUCUGAAAUUCGCGUACUUUUUUCAAAUCCAUGAUUUUUUAACAUUUACGUACUUUUUCCAAAUCCCCGUAUUUUUCCCAAGUUUGUGUAAUUUUAUCAAAUCCAAAUUUUUUUCAAAGCCAUGAAUUGUUUCUGAAAUUCGCAUACUUAUUUCAAAUCCACAUGCUUUUCAAAGUCCACACUUUUUUUAAAAUCCGUGUUGCUUUUAUAAUCCAUGAACUUUGUAUGAAAUUCACGUACUUGUUUCAAGUUGCAAUAAUUUUUAAAAUCCACAUAUUUUUGCGCAAAAGAAGUCCAUAUCCGCGUACUUUUUUCAAGUUCGCAUAAAAUUUUCAAAUUCAUGAACUCUUUCAGAAAAAUGUACUCGAAAGGUGCAUCAAUUUUUUAAAAUUAAAACUUAAAAAAACUAAAUGAACUUUAAAAAAUAUGCAUAUUUGAAAAAAUACAUGAACUUGGAAAAAAGUACGCCGAUUUAAAAAAAGUACACAAAUUUUAAAAAGGUUCAUGUAUUUGAAAAAAGUAACCGAAUUUGAAAACAGUACUUGGACUUGGAAAAGGUAGGCAAAUUUGAGUCGGAACGGUCAAAACCGGGGCACCAAAACCGGUCAAAACCGUGACCAGGGAUGAAUCUUGUCCGGUUUGAAAAGUUAAGGGUGCAAGUUGUCCGGUUUUAAAGUUGAGGGACCAAAUCUAGACUUCGCCAAAAAUUGAAGGACGAAAAGUAUACUUUUCUCUUAUUUCAACAACCAUUUAUGUAUGUGCGACCCGGAAUGUGGACCAGUAGUUGUAAUGCUGUAUUUGUCUAUUGAGUUCUUCUCUUGCCUAUAUUGCUGCAAUAUUUUGUGAUGUAGGUGAUACAAGCAUUUUGCUUGUUAUUAC